AUGGGCAGUGGCAAGAAGGGCGGCUCGCAGCUUGCCCAGCUGCGCUCCGGUCUUCGCGAUGCCGGAAUCACAGGCCCGAAACCUAAGAAGGGAAAGAAAAACCAAGAUGAUAGUCGCAUUGGCCAGUACCGCGCGCAGCAACGCCGCAAGCGACUGGAUGCCCUGAUGUCGAACCUGAAUGCGUUUGAUGAGCGCACGAGUCACAACAAAGGCGAUCUCUCUGGAAGCAGGACGAAGGGUUCUGUUGGACGCCCGGCUCAGUCAAAGUCUGCUUCCAUCAAGCAGCGUCGUGAAAAGUUGCUGCCAGAGUACCAGGCUCGUCACCGCUCCUCGACCUUUGUCGAUCGACGGUUCGGCGAGUAUAAUCCCACUAUGUCGGUCGAGGACAAGAUGCUUAAACGUUUUACUCAGGAGCGUAUGAAUCGCUCCAACAAGACUUCUAUGUUCGACCUGAACGACGAUGACGGCGAGCUUACACUUACACACUACGGCCAAAGUCUGAGUGGCCUAGAUGAGCUCCCGGAUGUGGACCGCGAGGAUGAUGGGGAUGAGGAAAAUCCACGAGGCCAAAUUGAUGCCGCGGAGACUGAAAUGCAACAUUUCUCUGGAUUCGGUGAAGAAAACGAGGAUGUCCCACGCAGCAAGAACGAGGUGAUGAAGGAAAUUAUCGCCAAGUCCAAACUUGCUAAGUACGAGCGCCAAAAGCAAAAGGAUGCCGAUGAGGAAAUGCGUAUGGAAUUGGAUGAAGAGCUUGGAGAUAUCCGUUCCUUGUUGUUCACGCGGCCCGCAGAUACCCAGCGCCAGGAAGAGCCCAAGCUAGCGGAGACCAAGGGCGAUGAAUAUGACGCCUUUGUGCGUGAAAUGGCAUUUGAACGUCGUGCAAAGCCACAAGAUCGUCUAAAGACAACAGAAGAGCUGAUGGAAGAACAAGCAAAGCGCCUCCGGGAAGCAGAGGAGAAGCGCCAGCGCCGGAUGCGGGGUGAACAAGAUGAGGAAGGUGAUGAAAUGCUUGACUAUGCGCUCGAGAGCGAGGAUGAUGAGCCUGUAAAGCGAUUUGUAAAGGCUGAAGAAACGCGCUCGCAGCGAUCGCGUUUUGGACUAGGUGAGGGAUUGGCGUCAAAGACGCAGCCAAUCGUGGAUCAGGAAGGCGAGGAUGAGGAGGGUGAGGAAGGCGAGGAAAAUGAGGAAGAUGAGGGCGAGGAAGAAGAGGGCGAGGAAGAAGAGGGCGAGGAAGAAGAGGGCGAGGAAGAAGAGGAAGACGAGGACAAUGACGAGAGCGAGGAAUCUAUCUCGGAUGCAGCACAGGAUCUGGCGGACUACCAGCAUAUGGAGCAAUUUGGUGAACACACGGAUACCCCGGACACUGAUGUGCUUACCCAGUCGUCACAGCGCCAUCUCUCCAGGGCCAAUUCUGAAUCUAUCCCUACCUUGCCAUUCACAUUCCCAUGCCCUUCUACUCAUGAUGCAUUCUUGGACUUGCUGGAAGAACAUCAAGUCCAGCCGUCGCAGCUGCACACUGUCAUCUCUCGUAUUCGUGUCUUGCAUGCGCCCAACUUGUCUGAAGAGAAUCCAGUCAAGCUGCAGCGGUUCCUUAAUGUGAUUGUGGAUCAUUUCUUGUAUCGGACCAUGCAGAGUGACGCGACUGAGGAUGACCUGCGCAUUUUGAACGAUAUGCUGCUGCAUAUCUCUGAGUUGACCAAGACAUACCCACUGCAAGCGGCUGAGCACUUUGUGACUAAAUUGUCAAUUAUGCACCGAAACCUGAUGCGUGGCUUGAGUCAAGGAGCCUUGGAUCCCACCUCGAAGACAUGGCCACAGCUUUCCGAGCUGUCUUUCCUUCGCAUGUGCGGACUGCUGUGGCCUACCAGUGACCGAUGGCAUGCUGUUGCUGCGCCCAUGUCGCUUCUUGUGGCUCAAUACCUGGCCCACGCUCGAAUUCGCUCCUGCCAAGAUAUGGCCUCCGCCCUGUAUCUCUGCUCGCUUGUUUCCUCUGCCCAGAAAGAAAGCAAGCGUCUUGUGCCUGAAGCUUUGAACAACUUGUUUUCUAUCGCUGCUAUUCUUUUGCCCCUCCAUCACGGUAGGGCCCAACGUGGAAGUUCGGCUGUUAAGGCACUGGCAGAAGAGUUUGGAAUUCCUACGCCCGAUGUUGAAGCGGCGCAUACGGCCCAUCUUACGAUUGAGAGCGAUGCGGCUUCGAAUCCUAAAAUGAGUCUUACGGCGGUAUUCCCGUAUGCCUCGGACACGCCGUCGUUGCGCGCGGAUCUCUUGCGUAUGUGUGUUUCGCUUCAGUGUAUCUUUGCGCGCUUGUACCGCGCUAGUCCCGGCUUUGUGGAGAUGUUCACUCCCAUGGUAUUUUUGCUGGAGAUUGGGCUUGCCGGCCUACAUGAUGUGGCACCAGGCCUUGUGCCCUAUGUUAAAGAAAGUGCUUCUGAGAUUCGUUCUAUGCUCGAGAUGGCCUACGGUGAGCGUCGCGCACUGCGCCUGCAAUCCCACCGUGCCUUGUCCAUCGCCUCAUACGCGCCGAAGUUCGAGCAGCAGGCCUUUGAUCCUAAGCGCGCUACUGAUCCCGAUACUGAACGUGCUUAUGCAGCCAAGAUGCGCGCGCUUGUCAAGAAGGAACGCAAAGGUGCGAUUCGUGAGCUUCGCAAGGAUGCGCAAUUCAUUGCCGAAGAACGUGAACAGCGCCGUGUCGAGGAGGACGCGACGUAUAAGAAAAAGAUUGACAAGAUUGUUGGUGGUAUUCAGGAAGAGCGAUCUGAACAGAAGCAGCUCGAGCGGGCUAAGUCCUUGCUAAAGAAGCGUGCAGGUAAGCGUUGA
Molecule: messenger RNA, 2817 nt
Organism: Malassezia sympodialis ATCC 42132
Lineage: Eukaryota; Fungi; Basidiomycota; Malasseziomycetes; Malasseziales; Malasseziaceae
Gene: NOP14
Product: snoRNA-binding rRNA-processing protein NOP14
Biological process (GO): maturation of SSU-rRNA
Cellular component (GO): Noc4p-Nop14p complex; nucleolus; small-subunit processome
Source: RefSeq, a predicted model, not a curated record